UGUCAAGAAAUGGGAAUUCGGCGCCAAACGAACAAAACCCAAAGAGCGCUAACAAAACCUCACUCCCCGUUAAAAAUUUCAAAUUGAUCGAUUGAGAGAGAGGGAGAGAGAGAGAUGGAGUUCAGUAUCAGUGGCAACGCGCUCAAGACCUUCUCUCGCUCAAUCGGGUGUCUCGCACGAGUCGGCAACGAGCUCGUCGUCCAGGGUUCUCCUCACCAGUUAGCGUUGCAUACUCUGAAUGCCUCCCGUUCUGCAUAUCAGUCUAUUACAUUCAAAUCGAGUUUCUUUGAUGCAUAUACUAUUUCUGGUCCUCAAGCGCAGUUCAGCGUGCUUGUGAAGGCUGUUUGUUCUGUUCUGAGGACCCCCAUUGCAAGCAUUGAUCAUUUGAGUGUUCAGUUGCCAGAUAACGAUGCAUCAAAGGUGCAAUGGACACUGGAGUGCUAUAGUGGUACAAAGAAAACAUAUUGGAUUACUUGCAAUAUUGAACCUGAUAUACAGCAUCUAUCUCUUGAUAGGGGAAGAUUUCCUAGUAGCUUGGUAGUGCAACCCCGGAAUAUGAACAAAUUGCUUGGAAACUUCCAAUCAUCCCUCCAAGAGAUUACAAUUAUUGCAACGGACCCCAACUCCCUGCCUUCUGAUGCUGCAAGUGAAAUAGGGGGAAAGGCUGUUGAAUUUAAGAGUUACGUAGAUCCAACAAAAGAUAGUGAUUCUUUGUUACAUACCCAGCUCUGGAUAGAUCCAUCAGAAGAAUUUCUGCAGUAUAUUCAUGCUGGAGAUCCUGUGGACGUUACAUUUUCCAUGAAGGAAUCAAAGGCAUUUCUUACUUUCUGCGACGGAUGUGAAGCCGAUAUGCAUCUAUUUUUCGAAAAAGCGGGCGAGCCAAUAUUAAUGGCUCCAAAAUUCGGUUUGGACAGUGGGUCAAGCUCGAACUUUGAUGCGACACUCGUUCUUGCCACUAUGCUCGUUUCUCAGCUACAGGAAAGUGUUCCAUCAGACCUUCCACAGGCAGCUAACUCCACAGGUGGCCAUACUGCAGAACGAGUGGAGUCAGAGCCACAAGAGAGGUCUAGACAAAAUGUCUCUGAGCACCCGUCUGAUCACACAAGAAUUUGGUCUGAACUUUCAGGAACCGCUACUAAGAGCAGUACUGAUUCAGCGAAUAGGCCACAAGCUCAGGAACAGCCAGGCUUGGAUGUCCAAAGAAUUAGGGCAAUGCAAAUAUCAAAAGAAGGACCAGCUAGAGAUGAGGCUCCUGUAGCUUCUAAGUUCGUCAGCCAACAGUACCGAGAGAUGGAUAACGCUAAAGGGACCCAAGGAGGAGGGGCUGAGAACAACGGCAAUUGUUUCUCCCAGCGUCAUCCGAGUAAUUGGGUAGAUGCAUAUGAGGAUGAAGACGACAACGAUGGCGAUGAAAAUGAAAUGUGCAUCCAGGCAACACCACCCUACUAUGAAGAUCACUAGCUCUAGUUCUCUCCUUUAACACUCUAAGUAUUUCAACUGAAAAGGGUGGUAACUGAGUUGGCCAUCAAUGGGUUGCUGGUUCCGAAGGAUUUCAAUGGUCCCAAGACGAUCACAACAUAAAGAAAGAUCAUGCAAAACAUGUAAGUAAAGAAAAGCAUUACGACUCUGCUUUAUUCCCUUUCAUAUGUAUAUGAAAGAUCCUGCGGAUAUUGUGGUAAAACGUCUCUUUCUAGGGAAGCAAAAGGUAAAAGCUUUGCAUA
Molecule: messenger RNA, 1721 nt
Organism: Tarenaya hassleriana
Lineage: Eukaryota; Viridiplantae; Streptophyta; Magnoliopsida; Brassicales; Cleomaceae
Product: cell cycle checkpoint control protein RAD9A
Exons: 11
Coding region: 115-1461 (448 amino acids)
Biological process (GO): DNA replication checkpoint signaling; cellular response to ionizing radiation; mitotic intra-S DNA damage checkpoint signaling
Cellular component (GO): checkpoint clamp complex
Source: RefSeq, a predicted model, not a curated record